This is a messenger RNA of Penicillium cinerascens, 2718 nucleotides long. Its product is annotated as putative voltage-gated chloride channel (ClcA). Bases 1 to 2718 code for a protein of 905 amino acids. NCBI's taxonomy places the organism in Eukaryota, Fungi, Ascomycota, Eurotiomycetes, Eurotiales, Aspergillaceae. Gene Ontology annotation, cellular component: membrane; Golgi apparatus; early endosome. The record is from RefSeq and is a predicted model, not a curated record. Gene Ontology annotation, molecular function: voltage-gated chloride channel activity. The transcript is spliced from 3 exons. Gene Ontology annotation, biological process: transmembrane transport; chloride transport.
AUGCCUCGCUCCGUUCCCCCGUUCAUCUCUGCUUCGCACAAUGAGCCGGACGAGGGCGGCAACUCCGGUGCUCGCACAGCUCCACCAUCCCCAACAGCGUACCGUCGAUCUCAGAGCUACCUCUCCGAACCGCAUACGGGAUACCAGUCACUCGAAUCACACUUAGAAAUCGGCGAAACAACCAGUCUAUUAGGCCCAGAGAGCCAGCGCAGAGCCCCGCGGCGCUCCUAUACCAGCACGUCGGGUAUCUCAGGCCCGGACUCGCUCCGCUAUCUCUUGACCGCCGGAAGUUUGCGCAGGACUCGCAAUCACAGCCGACGAAACUCACAGGCUCGACAAUUCAGUCGACGAGGGAGUAGUGGAGAUGAGAGCAGACCCGCUAGCUUACCGCCAUCUGCGAAGGACGGUUUGACCGCCUCGUCGUUCCUGGACGAGCGGAUGUGGUACGACCAGUUCACCUCGACAGACUGGGUCCACGAUAGCAUUGCCGAUGGCGAACGUCUCCGCAAGCUUCGGCGUCGCAAGGACUUCCGCGGUCGAAUGCUCGCAUGGUUCGACGGCGCGCAGGGGUGGGUUCUGGUGGCUCUCAUUGGAUGCAUCACGGCCGCAAUCGCCUACUUUGUCGACGUUACGGAGGAUGCGAUAUUCGAUAUGAAACUCGGCUUCUGCUCGACAAAUUACUUUGCGGGGCGGGAGAAAUGUUGCGACGGGCUGCACAGUUGUCCCGAGUUCCUUUCUUGGGCGCAAAUCUUCUGGCCUUCCGGUGUGGACCAUCAAUGGGUCAAUUACGCCAUGUUCAUCCUGUGGGUGGUUGCUCUAGCCAUGAUCUCUUGUGCCUUGACUCUCCUUACCAAGACUGUUGUCCCAUCAUCCAUCUCCUUAACUACACUUGACGAGAACCUUGGUGCAGACAACCGCGGCGCCAAACAAAACACUGACACUCCUGGGUUUGGGUCUCCUUCGUCUAUGACGAGUCCCCAUGGUACGUUUCCCAACGCUCCCUCACGCCCAGCCAUGGUUUAUUAUUCCGCCGCCGGCAGUGGUGUGGCAGAAGUGAAGGUCAUCAACAGCGGGUUCGUACUUCACGGAUAUUUGGGUGUGAAGACCCUGGUUGUCAAGACGAUCGCUCUCAUUUUCAGCGUUUCUUCUGGCCUUAGUCUGGGCAAAGAAGGCCCGUAUGUGCACAUCGCCACCUGCGUCGGCAAUAUUUGCUGCAGACUUUUUGCCAAAUAUAAUCAGAACGACGGCAAGCGACGAGAGGUCUUGAGUGCCAGUGCUGCCAGCGGUGUUGCCGUUGCCUUCGGUGCCCCCAUCGGCGGUGUUCUGUUCAGUUUGGAAGAAGUCAGCUACUAUUUCCCUCCAAAGACCCUGUUUCGGACGUUCUUCUGCUGCAUCGCGGCUGCGCUGUCCCUGAAAUUCCUCAAUCCGUACGGAACCGGAAAGAUCGUCCUCUUCUCUGUUCGUUAUCUAACCGACUGGGCGAUUUUUGAGAUCUUCUUGUUCAUCUUUCUCGGUGUGCUCGGUGGCGCACUGGGCGCCCUGUUCAUCAAAGCAUCCAGCUGGUGGGCUCGUUCAUUCCGCCGUAUUCCAAUCAUUAAGCGCUGGCCGAUGCUGGAGGUAUUCCUCGUCGCAUUCCUGACCGGUAUCGUCAGCUUCUGGAACCGGUACACAAAGUUGCCUGUCACAGAACUCUUGUUAGAGCUUGCAAGUCCUUGCGAGCGAGUCUCGUUCGAAAGCACGGGAUUAUGCCCUCAAGAAGAUGGUAUUCUGGAUGUCAUCCGAUUACUCCUUGUUGCCUUCGUCAUCAAAAGUCUCUUGACUGUUGUGACAUUCGGCAUCAAGGUGCCAGCCGGUAUCUACGUGCCGUCCAUGGUUGUCGGCGGUCUGAUGGGACGGAUUGUCGGGCACACGGUGCAAUACUGGACGAUCAGGUAUCCGACCUUCUUCCUAUUUGACUCGUGCCCCAACAUUGCGGGUAUGGAGUCUUGUAUAACCCCGGGUAUCUAUGCGAUGGUUGCUGCUGGUGCCACUAUGUGCGGUGUCACUCGGUUGUCGGUGACCCUCGCCGUUAUUCUCUUUGAGUUAACGGGGAGUCUCGAUCACGUACUGCCCUUCUCACUGGCGGUUCUCUGUGCCAAAUGGACUGCAGAUGCCAUUGAGCCUCGCAGUAUCUAUGACUUCUUGACGGACAUGAACUCGUAUCCCUUCCUGGACAACAAACUACAACCGCUCUCCGACGCAGAGCUUGGCGACAUCGUUCGCCCGGCCCGCAAGGAUCGCAUCAUCGAUAUCUCACAUUCGCCCUUCGUGCCUGCCACGGAGCUUCGUGCCAAACUUGAAACUCUCUUGAUGGCCGGAGAACUUGACAGCGGCCUUCCGAUUCUGCGCGACGGUAUCCUGAAGGGCCUGAUCCCGGCACCGGACCUGGAGUUCGGGCUGGAUGAGCUUGGCGAGGACGAAGAUAAUACGUUGUGUCUAAUGGCAAUGGACUCAUCCAUUGCGGUUUACGACAGCGAUAACGACGAUGCCAUCCAGGAGGACUUCACUCGUUUUAUUGACCCAGCUCCAAUGGCUCUGGAUGUCCAUUCGCCGAUGGACCUCGUCUACCAGUGCUUCGCAAAGCUGGGCUUGCGCUACAUUUGUGUCGUCUCGAAUGGACAUUACACUGGCCUUGUGCAUAAGAAGGCCUUUGUAAAGUUCAUGAAAGAGAACGAAUAG